GCAUUAAUGUUUUGGAAUCCCAGUCUGUAUUACUUGAGCGCUGUUAUCUCUUCUCCCCCCGCAAGUACAUCAAAUGGCUUUGCCGUUUCCAGGCUAAUUGACACGGGGCUUAGCGGAUGACAGACCCUGACCUAAGUGACUGGUGAACCGGGGGAUUCUGAAGGGCUGACUGGGGAAGCUGAGCGACGAUGGCGUCCGCCUUGGGGUCCCGGACGCUGAGCAAAGAUGAUGUCAACUACAGGCUGCAUUUCCGCAUGAUCAACGAGCAGCAAGUAGAGGACAUCACUAUCGAGUUCUUCUAUAAGCCACACACGAUUACUUUGCUGACUUUCACCGUGGUCAGCCUGAUGUACUUCGCGUUUACCAGGGAUGAUGCGGACCCUGACAGCAACCUCCGCGUCGGCCUCAUCCUGCUGGUGUCCUUCUUCCUGGUUAUCAGCACUCUCGCCUUCCCAAACGGUCCGUUCACUCGACCUCACCCGGCGGUCUGGCGGAUGGUCUUUGGUCUGAGUGUCCUGUACUUCCUGUUCCUGGUCUUCCUCAUCUUCCUGAACUGGGGUCAGGUGAAGACCUUGAUGUACUGGCUGGAUCCCGAUCUGCGCUACGCCACCCGCGAGGCAGACGUCAUGGAAUAUGCCGUGAACUGUCAUGUGAUCACCUGGGAGCGAAUCCUGAGCCACUUUGACAUCUUUGCCUUUGGUCACUUCUGGGGCUGGGGCAUGAAGGCUCUGCUCAUUCGCAGCUAUGGCCUCUGCUGGACCAUCAGCAUCACCUGGGAGCUCACCGAGGUACGGAGAUCCUGGGGGGCCGAGGGUGGGAUCCACAAGGCUGUAGGUCACAUCCUUGGGGUCGUGGGCUGGGUAACUACGAAGAGUAGCUCCAGAACUAGAGGGCUAGUUAGGCUUACGGAGCUGAACACCUUCUUCCUGAAACACAUCUUCGUAUUCCAAGCCUCUCAUGCCCUCAGCUGGUGCCGCAUCCUCUUCAUUGGGGUGAUCACCGCCCCCACUGUGAGGCAGUAUUACGCAUACCUGACGGACACGCAGUGCAAGCGAGUGGGCACGCAGUGCUGGGUCUUUGGUGCCAUUGCCUUCUUGGAAGCCCUGGUCUGCAUCAAGUUCGGUCAGGACCUGUUCUCCAAAACGCAGAUCCUCUAUGUCAUCUUCUGGCUUCUGUGUGUGGCUUUCACCACCUUCCUCUGCCUCUAUGGGAUGGUGUGGUACGCGGAGAAAUACGGACCGAAGAGGCCGAAGACCCUGUCAGAAUGUGAAGACAGCAGCUACACUAACUCCUGUGGCCAUGCCCCCACCAUCUCCAAGGGCGAUAAAGAGUCUGGGAGUGGUGCACAGUCAUCGCGGAAGAGGAAGGGAUCCGGGAGGAAGAAGACCAGCAAUGGCCUGGGGGGCAAAAAGUAGCAGGGGCUUGCAGAUAUGGGGGAGGGAGAAGAGUGACCACAACUGACAGACCUGCAGCAAGGAAAAGGGCUAAUUGUUGUAUUUUUUGAGGAGGGGGCCACUGAAACACAGAAUUGGGCCUUGACCAUACGAGCACCUGGGGCCAGUAUCACAGGGUGUCACCCUGCCUACAUUACUGUUCUCUAUCCCCCAUUGUAGGGCUUAAAUAGGGUGACCCCCACCCACAGACACACAGGCAACAAUGCGCUAACUAAACACCCACCCCCCGGCAGUCAGUCAGCUGGCUUCCCUGUCUGUGUACUCAUGCGGAUUCUAAAUGCAUCCUGCUCUCUGGCUAAAUAAGGCCUGGAAUGUGAGCAGGAAGCAGCCCCAGCGAGCCGUGUGUGUGACCGGCAUGUUUAUGGGUCACCAUGGUGACGGGACGCUGUCUAUGCACAUGGCGUGUCUGGCUGGCCAAAUGGGGGGGGGGAGGGUUCAGAUAAUUUUGGGCCCCCCAGGCCCAUUUCUUGCCAGCCCCUCUCAACAUCCCCCGCCCCGUGACAAAUAGUCACUUUUUAAAAAAAAAUCUUAAAAACAUAGUGUAUGUACAGCAAAAAUUUCUGCAAGUUUGUUCACUCUCCUCCUCAUCUGAGAGGUCGCCCCGUGGCCGUGUUCACGUGGCCUGUCUGUUUUAUCUCUCCCCCACCCCUUAACCCCCCCACCCCCAAACCUGUGUGUGUGUCUGUCUGUGAAUAAGCCCUGCUGUGGGCUUGAGUGUCCUCACUGCCGGAUUCCCCCUGACCUGACUGAUGGCACAAAGGUCGUCAUAAUGGCUGUCAGAAGCUCUGGGCCUUUCGCUCCCCCCUGGGUGCUGGGGCCACUUCUCUAGAGGCCAGAUGUAGAGCCUCAGUCUUUUUGUGGCUGGGGGGCCCGGCUACAGAGACGCAGUUGGAGCACUUAUCCCCUUUGUCCAUUAGUAGUGCACAUGUGGGCCAAAUUUAUCAAACUUUUGCACCAGUAAUAUUCAUAUAUUCCCCAGUACUAACAUGUAUGUCCUGUGCAAAUUCAAAAGGAAAAAACUAAGUUUACAGCUUGUUUUUAACCUUAACUUUUAUUCCAUGUUAAAAAUGGGUAUUUUUCCACCAUCAUUUAAUUUUCAUUACCUGUGUGGUACGGUUAUCUCAACGCAAUGGGUUUUUUUUUUUUUUUUUUUGCAUGGUUAUGUAAUGUUACAGGAUAAAUAGAUUACUACUUGCAUGUGUUUUUGUAUUAGCAGGUAUCCGUAUGUUAAUCACUAAUGUCUGUCAUGUGAUACAUGUUUUGUGCCUGAUGGGAAGAUGGUCUUGGUGUGUCUUUUGGUUCCCCACACCGUGUGAUCUCCGUUAGUCUUCCCACAUUAUGUCUGAGAUCACCCCGUAUCGUAAUCGCCUUUGCUAUAUUCACGAGAGGCCAUUUUGCUGAGCGGCGCCGUGCAUCACGGACAGGCAGGUGAGAUUACCGACGGUGAACAGACUGAUUGCUCUCUAAGGCUUUCAGCCUGAAUCAGUCACCUCAGCAGUGACCGUAAGUCCCAAGCCUGCAAACCGUCCUGUAACUGCCUUGCUCAGUAUGAAGAGAAUGUUAUUCGCAGCUGUGACAAUGUUAGUUUUUUUCCUACAAAGGACCGAAGCACACUGAUGAAGUGGCUGGCAUUUAAAUGUAGUGAGUGAGUGAGAGAUUGAAUGAGAGUGAAUGUAGGACUGUUUGGACAGUAUGCCCUAUGACUGAAGAACAGGGAGGGGAGAUCCUUUAAAAAGAUUUCUUUGUACUUCUGGUAUUUUAACAAGAGACAGCUGCAUUGAUAUGCAAGUGACACUGAAUUUUAUAGGUAGAAAAAAAGAAAAAAAAACAGUAUGAAACUAACCAGUAUGUUUGCUGGUGGUCAUUUGUGUAGAAGCACCUGGAGUGUGUAAAGAUGCAUUUGUAAUACGUGACCCUGACUUUUGAAUAAAUACUGUAAACACUG
This is a messenger RNA of Paramormyrops kingsleyae, 3399 nucleotides long. NCBI's taxonomy places the organism in Eukaryota, Metazoa, Chordata, Actinopteri, Osteoglossiformes, Mormyridae. The record is from RefSeq and is a predicted model, not a curated record.